AUGCUCGCAGCUCUCGCUUGCCUUGCGGCACUGCUGCCACUCGGCGCUCUGGCGCAGUUCGUGACGCCGCCGUCGGGUCUGAUACAGGCGCUCGGUGCCGCUGGCAUCAACGUGCGCUACAAGGUCGUGCCGACGGGCAUCUGCGAGAGCCACCCGAACGUGACGAGCUACGCUGUCUAUGCCGACAUCGAUGACAACCAACACAUCUACAUGCUGUUCUACGAGAGCCGCGAGGCGGAUCCAGCGACUGCACCUCUGACGGUCUUCUUCUCCGGCGGGCCCGGCUCGAGCUCGAUGCGCGCGGCCUUCGAGGAGCUCGGUCCGUGCAGCGUCGAUCCCGAUGGCAAGCCGUACGACAACCCAUACGCCUGGAACCGCAAGACGAACCUGCUCUUCAUGGACCAGCCGCUGACGGUGGGCAACAGCUACACGCGCGCCGUGCCCGGCUACACCAACUCGGACACGGGCUUGACCAUCCGACUGCCGAGCAACGACUGCCCCGACUACGCGGCGCAGUUCGAGACGUGCGGCACGUACUCGGCCGACGAGUUCAGCCUCAUCCCUCGCAGCUCGGACGAGGCGGCACCGAACGUCUACCUGGCGCUGCAGGGCUUCGUGGGCGCCUUCCCGAAGUACAACAACGGCGGCCUCGUCAUCGCCGCCGAGUCCUAUGGUGGACGCUACGCGCCCGCCUUUGCCGACUACAUCGUGAGGCAGAACGAGCAGAAGCAGGCGGGUCACGUUCCUCUGGACCUCAAGACCGUCAUCAUCGGCAACGCCUGGAUUGACCCCGUGGAGCACUACAAGUCCUACUUCAAGUACCUCACCGGCGGCAACGGCUACGGCCUGGUAUACCCCAAUAGCUCCGUCGAGGCGGAGGUGAAGAACAAUCUCUACGGCGAAGGCAACUGCCUGGACAAGCUCAAGGCAUGUCAGGCCAGCCAGUCGGGCGAGGAAUCGAGCCUGCUCUGCCAGACGGCCGACGACUUCUGCGGCACCCUCGUCGAGGCGCGCUUCAAGAUCUACACGGGGCGUGACGAGUACGAUGUGCGCUACCUGCGUCCGAACCCGUUUCCUUACUACUACUACGCCGACUGGCUCCAACGGCCCGAGAUCCAAGAUGCCCUUGCGCACUUCACCAACUACACGGCCUACAGCACGGCGGUCAGCUAUGCGUUCUACUCCAUCGGCGACGACCCGCGCACGGGCGACACGAUCCCACAGCUGAAGCGCCUGCUCGCGGCGGGCGUCGGCGUGGCGCUCUACUCGGGCUCGGCCGACUACAACGUCAACUGGCUCGGCACGCUCGCGAUCGCCGAGGGCAUGGGUGUCGCCGGCUUCGACCAGGCCGGCUUCCAGACGUUCGAGUCGGCAGCCGCCGGCAACAAUACGGCAGUGGUGAAGCAGGCCGGCCAGUUCUCCUUCACGCGCGUCUUUGAUGCCGGCCACGAGGUGCCGUUCUACCAGCCCAUCACUUCGCUCGAGCUGUUCGAGCGCGUCAUCUUCCGCAAGGACAUUGCGACUGGCAAGCUGGACGCCGACGCAGCGUACCUCAGCGUCGGACCGCACGACUCGACCCAGCAGGAGGAUGUCGGCGGCGUGCAGUACGAUGUGACGCCCGACACGGCCACCUACAACACCACCACGCACCGGCCCAACGACGGCGGCGCCAAGGUCGAGCAGCGCGCACUCAGACACCUGCUGCGGCACCGCGACGUCGCCGAGCCUGUGCAGCGCAGCACCCGCUCGUCCAAGCGCAAGCAGCGCGAGCAGCGCCUGCAGCGUCCGUUCAGCAUGCACUAGACGGCACGCUGCUGCGUACCUGCGUCGUCUCUCUGUCCCUCAUCCUUGCGUCGCGUGGCUGCAUGAAAGCAGAGAGAAGGGUGCGCUGCCCGGCAUCACUGCGCAUCGCUCAAUCGGCAUGCCCCUUCUUCGUUCGCUAAUGCUGUGCGAUGUGUGGCUUGUGUGAGGGCGCGGUGCAGCACGCAACGGUCGCAUGCGGAGAGCAAGGGAAGCGCGGAGCGUGGCC
Molecule: messenger RNA, 2029 nt
Organism: Tilletiopsis washingtonensis
Lineage: Eukaryota; Fungi; Basidiomycota; Exobasidiomycetes; Entylomatales
Product: alpha/beta-hydrolase
Exons: 11
Coding region: 1-1803 (600 amino acids)
Biological process (GO): proteolysis
Cellular component (GO): fungal-type vacuole
Molecular function (GO): serine-type carboxypeptidase activity
Source: RefSeq, a predicted model, not a curated record